Molecule: messenger RNA, 4121 nt
Organism: Anolis carolinensis (green anole)
Lineage: Eukaryota; Metazoa; Chordata; Lepidosauria; Squamata; Anolidae
Gene: mylk3
Product: myosin light chain kinase 3
Exons: 13
Coding region: 272-2827 (851 amino acids)
Biological process (GO): protein phosphorylation; sarcomere organization; cardiac myofibril assembly
Cellular component (GO): cytoplasm; actin cytoskeleton
Molecular function (GO): myosin light chain kinase activity; ATP binding
Source: RefSeq, a predicted model, not a curated record
AGAAUUUUAAAUGGUUUGGUGACGUCAAGGAGGCCGUUGAGGGUGGGAGGAGGUGGUCGAGGGAUCCUGAAAGUCAUUGCCAAGUUCUCAUCGUCAUUAAAGGAAAGAUAGGAAAUGAGAAAUUGCUUUGCAAUGUAUAGCAGCUCAUGAAUGCUGCUCUCCCAAGCCAUUCUAGUAUUAUACUUUCUAUCCAAAGUGAGAUGGAAAUCCAAAGAACGUUCUUCUAAUUUGAGCAAGUUGCAGGUCGCCAAAAUAAUCCGUUCUCAUCAAAAUGUUGGAAAGUCAUCCGGAGUCCGAAGAAGCGCUUACGAACAAGCCGCGGGUUGCCAAAGGGAAUACGUUGAGCACAAUGGACAAAAAACUGAACCUCUUGAACGAAAAGGUAGACAGAUUAUUGAAUUUCCAGGAGGACUUGACAGGGAAGCUGCAGAAAGUGAACCAAGGGAUUGAUGAUUUGGGGCAAGGCCUUCAGAAGCUGUCCGUGCCUGUUGAUAGUGGCACGAAGGAAGGUCUGAAAAUGGAAGGUGAGGUUCCUCAGACGGAUACCCAGAGCGUGUGUGGUGAGAUCCUAAAGCUGAUCAAAGCAACGCAUCAAGAUAACUCAGUGUACAGCGAGAGGAUUGAAAAGAUGGAGAAGAUGAUGGACUCGGUGGACAAAAUUGUGACGUUUUUGGGAGAAACGUUUAAAAACUCUAAGGUGGUGGACUUUAUUCUGAAGGGUGGACUUCCUUGGCGGAAAGGGAGCCCAGUGGAAAUCCUACCUGAGACUAAAGAUAAGCCAGAAGAGAAAGGUGCCAAAGGGAAGCAUGCACCUGCCAACAAAGGGAUCCAGGCAGAAGGCAAGACUUCCUUGGAAGAAAACAAAAGGGAGAAAAAAUUGGAUGAAUGUAUUGAAGGAUGUGAAAAGGUGAAUUCAGCCAGUUCUGUCGUUUCCAAAGUUGACUCCAGCCUCCAUGUCAAGGAAAGGAUGGCCCAGCUGGAAAGAGCCGAAAUGCCUGGACAGACAAAGGGCAGCAAAGUGUCUCCAAAGCAAAAGGAAAGCGGCAUCAAGACUGUGGUCCAGAAGAGUGGACUGGUUUCUAGCAAAAGCAGUGCAAAUCCCCCAGGAAACCAGAAUAUGGACACAACCUCCUCUGGCCUGGAAGACCUUCCUCAGAAGCCCAAGGAAAUUGGGAAAAACACCUCCAGACUCAGCUCUCCCAUGAAAGAAGUUGAUCCUUCUGCCUCAAAGUCUGGCAGUGAUGUUGUGCGGACAAGGCUUUCGAUUAAUGUCCAAAUGACCGACGCUCAAAGCAAGUCUUCAAAAAGCAAAGAAGGAGCCACCAGCAGCCCCGGAGGCAAGAGUACAGAGUCAUCAGCCGUUGUUCCUUCACUUCCAGUUGGUGAAGGAGCAAAACAUUUGCCCGAACCUUGUAAAGCAAAGCAGCUUUCUAAGGGCAGCAGGACUGAACCCACACAGGAACUAAAAGGACGGAAGCCUUUUACUAAGCCAGGGGAAAAACAGACACCCAAACCUCAGGUCCUACCAUCAGCGCCAUCUCCAAAGACUGAAGAAAACACAGAGAGUCAAUGCAAGGCUGUGCCAUGCCUAGUUUCUGUUGCAAAAGACCCAGGGAAAGAUCCAGGAAGCCCAGUGCAAAGCCCUGAGGAAACAACAACAGGAAUGAAAGACUCUGGGAAAGAUGUCAAGCCAGAAAACGUGGAAUUGAGGAGCCUGGCGUUAAGGAGACGGGAGAGCAGAUCCAGUCAAGGGGCCGAGACACCGUCGGAAAAUGCCUCAUUGCAAGUGCCUGGCAAAGCAGAGGAGGUGGUCAUUGACGACAGCCCUCCACCUCCGGCUCCUUUCGAACAUCGCAUUGUGAGCAUCAAGCAAACCGAGUUAACAGCCUCUUAUGCAAUAUGCCAGCAUGAAGUCUUGGGAGGCGGGCGCUUCGGUCAAGUGCACAAGUGUGACGAAAAGUCAACCGGGCUCUGCCUUGCGGCCAAAAUCAUCAAAGUGAAAGCAGCAAAAGAAAGGGAGGAAGUGAAAAAUGAGAUCAAUAUUAUGAAUCAACUGAACCAUGUCAAUUUGAUCCAGCUCUACGAUGCUUUUGAGUCCAAGAACAACCUUACCUUAAUCAUGGAAUAUGUGGAUGGCGGUGAGUUGUUUGACCGGAUCAUAGAUGAAAACUACAACCUGACUGAGCUGGAUGCGAUCCUCUUUACCAAACAAAUAUGCGAAGGGAUCCACUACUUGCAUCAACAAUAUAUCCUUCAUCUGGACCUGAAGCCUGAGAACAUACUAUGUGUGAAUCACACGGGAAACCAGAUUAAAAUAAUUGAUUUUGGAUUGGCACGGAGGUAUAAACCCCGUGACAAGCUGAAAGUGAAUUUUGGCACUCCGGAGUUCCUGGCUCCUGAAGUGGUGAACUAUGACUUUGUCUCAUUCCCGACGGACAUGUGGAGUGUUGGCGUCAUAGCAUAUAUGCUGCUCAGCGGCUUGUCGCCUUUCCUUGGAGAAACGGAUACAGAGACCAUGAAUUACAUUGUCAACUGCAGCUGGGAUUUUGACGCAGAAGCCUUUGAGCAAGUGUCAGACGAGGCCAAAGACUUUGUCUCCAGGCUCCUCAUCAAGGAAAAAAGCGGCAGAACGAGUGCAGCCAAGUGCCUUAAGCACGAAUGGCUGACGGACCUUCCAUCCAAAGCCAAGAAGUCCAAGGUCCGUUUAAAGUCUCAGCUGCUGCUACAGCGUUACAUGGCUCAGCGCAAAUGGAAGAAACAUUUCUAUGUAGUAGCCGCUGCCAACAGGUUGAGAAGGUUCCCCAGCCUGUCUGAGAGUCCGGUGUGAUCGGUUGUCGAUCAGCGAAACACAGAAUGACUUGAAGAUUGUAGCAUCCAGCUCAACUCCAUGCCCACUUGGCCAUCAGAUUUCUUUCCCCAUCUUCCAUUACAUUCAUAGCCACAAAGUGUGUUCCAGUUUCAGUCUCCAAGACAAGUAGGAUCCAGUGGUUUGUAGCAGAAGAGAAGUGGUUAUCUCCUUUGACAAGUUUCCACAAGGAAGAUAGGGGUGGAAAAGGCUUAUAUUUGAAGUCUCUUCUUUUUCACAUUUUGGUGCCUCUAAUAUUAGCCCUGUUUCUGGGUCUAUUUGACUUGCCAAUUCCAAAAAUGGCACCGGUUUCCUCCAUCAGCCAUAUAGCAGUCACUUAUACAGAAUCAUGAUAACCCUAUCUAAGAAACUAGAGCUAUUUAUUCAAUAGUUUUCUGAAUCUUUGCCCCAAACAACCUAAGAAACAGGUCCAAAAACCAAGACUAUUUCUAAAUGUAUUAAUAUGUCAGCAAUUAGUCAUGAUCUCUUCUGAGACCAAUCUUUUAAACAUGAGCUGGGAUUCAAUAUGGCAGUUAUGUAUGUAUGGCCUAGAGUUGUUGGUUCAUGAUGGUUUCAUAUUGACUGUCCCUAUAUAUUCAGUAGUUUGGAGAAUACAGAAGAGACUAUAUUUACUGGGCAGCAGCCAUUGUGAGAGACACAGAUCUGGUCCCAUGAAGCAGGAAGCAACUGACUGAUAUCCUCACAUUCCUUCAUUUGUGUGAUCACCAGUGUGAUAAUGGCUUUCAGCAGUGAUCCCGUUUUGGCUUUUUUCAAUGGUUAUCGCUCACUAAAAACUGGGCAAACAUUAGUCAGAUGCUUCCAGAUAAAUUGACGGAGGAACAGAUCUCAACUGCUUGCAGUGGCUGCUGCCCAGUCGAUACAGAUUUGGACUGGGGGACACUGGUUUAAGUAGCUAGGUACGUGAUACAGAAUUACAGCUAUGAUAUUUCAGGUCUAAGAACCUCAGGGGAUGCAUAGAUAGAGACCUUGAUGUAGUCAAAAGCGAUACAGCAUUACAAGGGGGCUGCGUGGAAUAUUUUUUGCUCUGAAUGUAGGUAACUACUUAUGGUGCAUCUAUUCUAGAAUUAAUGCCAUUUGUUUUACAAAAGGAGCACAGCUUCCUAAUCUCUUAAACAGUUUAGAUGGGAAACCUUGGAACUAUAUCAAUAUGGAAACCCUGAGAAGGGGAACGCCAAUGUUGAUUCACCCGUAAAUGAACUAAGCGAGGCACAACAAAUGGAAAAAAAAUUAAAAAAUAUAUUUAUUUGCUUUUUGA